CAAUAAAUUAAUAGAAGGUACAUGUCCGCACCACAAGUAGUUGUAGCUGUAAGUAGAGCAACAAGAGCGCGCAGGACGUAGGAGGCAGGUCGCUGGGCUGGCUGUAGUGCUGUUCCCGUACAUUAUACCAGCAUAGUUGGUUUAGAUGAUGUUUUAAGGCGGUGUUAACGAGAGUGCACUGUUUGUGCAAAGAAUGCGUGAAGCAUCCAUGGAUGGCAAGGCGCCGGUUGGUCGCGGCAGGCGCGAGAAGGCGCGGGUGGCGCGUUGGGCGUUGGCGGUGUCACUGCUGGUGCUGAUUUGCCCGGCCUCGGCGCGCUCUCUUGUGGCAGACGACGAAAACCUCAGCCCGAUGGGAAAUGAAUACAAGCCGUGCUUUCGGGAGCGGGACCGCAGGGUGGGCGUGUGCGUGCACUUCACGCAGUGCUACAAAAACCAGUCCCUGGCAUACGGCGGAAACAUUUUCAAAUACGACGUCAGGGACGGAGCGCCUCCAAUUAAGGCUUGCGGCCGCGACAACUGGUGCUGCACUGAUGACUCUGGCCUGGCCGCGCUCGCGUCUUCCGCACCGCCCGAUGCCGCCACCAGCAGCACGCCGCCUGAGAGCACGGGGAACUGCAUGCGAGCUUCCGACGACUGUCCGUGGUGCGUCGCCCUCUACAGGCCGGGCGGCGACGUGAACCGAGGCCACCGCACCGAGUCCGGCCUAUACUGUGGCGGCGCGCUGGUCAGCCCCCGCGCGGUACUCACAAGCGCCGGGUGCGUCACCACUGUCGCGCAGGAGAGCGUGUGGGCGCGCGUGCCGGCCUCCGCCGCACCCUCACGCAAUUACGCCGUCACUGACAAGCUGCGGCACGAAGGUUACAACUCCGGUAACAGCAAAAACGACUUCGGCCUAAUGAUUUUAAAGGAUUCAGUCGAGUUCGCAACGAGUCCCUUUAGUGCAUGCGUGAGCUUUUCGCCGCCGCCCGCCGCCGGCUGCCGCGCCGUCGGCUUCGGAGUCCACGAGCAGGUCGUACUGACGCCGAUGUCCUUGCGAGACGGAGACUGUCCGCCGCGCAACCGCUCCAUACCGGACCUGGUGUGCGCCAUGCCCGCCGUGCCCGCGCCCUGCGACGUAUCGCCCGGCGCGCCCGUGCUCUGCCCCACUGGCGACGCCCAGACAUCUGCAAUUCCAGAUGCGUUACCUUUAUUACUCCCAAAUGGCCCCGAGUGA
Messenger RNA from Papilio machaon (common yellow swallowtail), 1213 nucleotides. RefSeq lists its product as uncharacterized. Gene Ontology annotation, biological process: proteolysis. Gene Ontology annotation, molecular function: serine-type endopeptidase activity. The transcript is spliced from 10 exons. The record is from RefSeq and is a predicted model, not a curated record. Lineage: Eukaryota; Metazoa; Arthropoda; Insecta; Lepidoptera; Papilionidae. The coding region runs from base 194 to 1213 and encodes 339 amino acids.